AAAAUAAAUUUGGGAAAGAGAGGCUGCGACAAUCUAGGGUAAAAUUGCUAAACAUAGUAAUACCAAGCAUCUCUUUGUUGCGAAUGAUGAGGAGCAAGCAACAAAACCAUAGGAAUGUUAGGUUCACAGACAAAGAAAUCCUGAAGAACAAAGAAAAAGAUCAAUGGAACUUUUGUGAAAUAAAAAGAGAGAAAACGAAAACAAAAUUUAUCAACAAAUAUUUCCAUACCCAGAUAAACAUAAUUUUCCAUAUACAGAAAAUAAAAAAUAAAAAUAAAAACCUCAAAAUUAUCUAUCCCCUCCUCCAAGCAAGACAGAGGCUGCAGCCUUCUUGUUUUUCUCAUACCAUAGUCUUUCAUGGCAUGACAGAAGAACAAUUGGAAGGCAAUAAAGAAGCAGAAGAAGACAACAACAAAAAAAACAUUGAUUCACCAUCAUCUCGAAUCACGAUUACAGUCGUGCGCAUAAUUAUUCAUGUGGAUUAUACAAAAAAAAAACAGCAAGGUUAUGACCGUUUCUCGAUGAAAGCUGAAGAAAUUAGUUAUUUCUGUUGAUUCGAGCAUCCUUCGGUCUUUCUGCAUCGGGAGGAACAAAGGGGCGAGAGAAAAGUUUGAUUUUUAGGUGUUGUGUUUGAUUUAUUAAAAGAAAAAAAGGGAUUGAUUAUCAGGGAGGCAACAAGAAUGAGGGUGGCAUCAGCUUUGAACAUGAAGAAGGAGGUGUUGGAAAAUCUGAUAAUAGGUGGAGGGCUUAUUCUGGUGCAAUUUGUGUAUGCUGGAAAUUCAGUUCUGCUGAGCUAUUUGAUGUCUCUUGGGCUUACCCCUCUCACCAUUGUCAUCUUCUCCACUUUUGCCACAUUCCUCAUCACCUCCCCUUUUGCUUUCUACUUUGAAAGGAGGAAAUGGCCCAAGAGAAUCAGCUUCAUGCUUGUUACCCAAUUGGUUCUCAUUUCAUUCGGAGGAGUGACCUUGUUCCAAUCUUUCUUCCUCAAGGGAAUUAACCUCACUUCUCCGGCCUUGGCAACAGCCAUGCCAAACCUUUCUCCAGGCUUGAUUUUCAUCAUUGCUUGGACACUAAGGAUGGAAAGGGUUAGAAUUGGGUGCAUUUAUAGCAAGGUGAAGAUCAUUGGAACAUUAUUGUGUGUUGUUGGUGCCUUAACUAUGAGUUUCAUGCAUAGUAGCACAAUCAAGGAGCCUGCCUUCAUCGCCUCCCCUAUUGAUGUUUUCAUCGACAAGGACAAGUUAGUCGGUUGCUUGUACCUCAUGGCUGCAGUUUUUGUGCUCUCCAGCAAUGUCGUGCUACAGGCAACAACGUUGGGUGAUUUUCCAGCACCAAUGUCGUUAUGUUCCAUAACAUCAGCGAUUGGUGUGAUGAUAACUGUAAUUGUGCAGCUGCUUCAAGGCCAGACUUGGGAUGUUUUCUUCCCUCUCGUGGAUGUUAGGGAUCUCGUUGGGUAUUCCUUAGUGGGAGGUGCAGUGGGAGGAGCAUGUGUGAGCUUCAAUGGAUGGGCCAUGAAAAAAAGAGGCCCAGUUUUGGUUGCCAUGUUCAGCCCAAUUGGGACAGUCAUUUCAGUUGUUCUCUCAGUUGUCACAUUGGGAGAGACCAUCAACAUUGGAAGCCUGUCAGGGAUGUUGUUGAUGUUCACGGGGCUCUACUUCUUUUUGUGGGCAAAGGGGAAAGAAGGCUAUUCGGAUGGCGUUGACCCUUUGCAAAGUAGUGAGUUCGACCCACAGAAGCCUCUCCUAAGUUAAACCCACAAAUUUGUUUUUGUUUUGCUCAUUCCAAAAAGUGUAAAUUAAUUCGUACGUCUUUUCUUUUCUUCUUUUUUUUUUUGGCGUUUUAAUUUAGGCAUGUAGAGAGGGGGGAAAUCCAUAACCUUAUCACGGAUGAGAUGAUGGUCAGUUUGUAAUUUGCACAAUUUUUUUUUUUCUAUCUUGGACAAUCAUACUUUAAGAUGACGACGGUGGCUGCAUGCAGAAUCUCCAGCUUAUCCAUUUCAAACAGUCAUCUAUUUAAGUGUGCUUAGUUAUCUAAUAUGUAAUUGUUGGAGAAAAGAGUUUAGAAGUCGA
Linum tenue is the source of this 2066-nucleotide messenger RNA. The record is from the annotation of a GenBank genome assembly. Lineage: Eukaryota; Viridiplantae; Streptophyta; Magnoliopsida; Malpighiales; Linaceae.